Messenger RNA from Canariomyces notabilis, 858 nucleotides. RefSeq lists its product as uncharacterized. Gene Ontology annotation, biological process: mycotoxin biosynthetic process. Bases 1 to 858 code for a protein of 285 amino acids. NCBI's taxonomy places the organism in Eukaryota, Fungi, Ascomycota, Sordariomycetes, Sordariales, Chaetomiaceae. The transcript has 5 exons. The record is from RefSeq and is a predicted model, not a curated record.
AUGCUCCCGACCGUCAGUCUCGAGAAAACCAAGUACGCACCUGUGUCUCUUAGGGACGACGGUGAUGAUCCAUUACCAGCAGAUGUGAAGCCGCGGCCCCGCGGGCUGUGGCGUGUGAUCUCUCAGCCUGUGUUUCCAUGGACUCUCGCAGCUUUCUUCGCUUCGCUCUCACUGUUCCUUGGCAUGCUCGUCGACCGAGAUCAUGACCUCUGGCAGAGCAACCAGGAGCUUGGGACGUUUGCUACUGGGUAUGCCACGGAUUUUGGCCCGGCAAAGGAAUUUAUACAAGUCUCGCAGCAACGCUUCACCGGUGGUGCCGCCUUUGACGAGAAUGGCAACAUGUUCAUUGCCAAUCCCGGUUCUCCGCUGUUCAUCGGUGACCCAGCGCUACACCCCGAAAUCGAUUACAACUGGGAUAAUCUCACUUGGGGCCGCUAUGUCCUGAUUACCAAGGAAGAAGCCAUUGAAGCUUGGGGAGAGGAAUAUGUCUCGGACGAGUAUUGGGACAAGGACAGAGGGGGAUACAUUGCAGGAUUCGACAUGUUUCACACGCUGCAUUGCCUGAAUCACAUUCGCAAAUCGUUGAACCCGUCAUACUACGGCACAGCGGAUGUGAUGACUCAGGGAAAAUACGGGGGUCAUCCCCAGGUACACCAAGAUCACUGCAUUGAGCAUAUCCGGCAGUUCAUCAUGUGUUCUGGGGAUAUGACCCCCGUACCGGCCAAGUACUACCCCGGACUCGGCCGCAACUACGUCGAGUCGGAGAUGAAGCAUACUUGUCGAAACUUUGAAGCACUUCGUGGGUUUAUGCUGGAUAGGUUUAACGGCCAGGGUGCUGUGCGGCCUGUGUGGAAUUGA